CACAGGCAUUGGCGUCACAUCUCUUCCUAUCACGGACCAUGGCUACAAAUGCCCUUCGAGCUGCUUGAGACCCUUGCCAAUAUCAAUUACAAUACUCCCCUGCCACGACCCAUUGAUGCCGCCUCCUUCUUCGAUCUUGUCAAGGUGCGACGGCUCGUCGACGAGGCCACCAAUCUUGCCGUGAGGGCUGCUAGCGACAUCGCCUCACCAACGCUGACCAACGUCAAUGGCGGCUUUCCGAGCAUAUCGUCGGCCAUGGGCUCGCAUGGGAUGGGUGCGCCAGGCCAUGGCGGCCAUGGCGGGAAACUGAGCAGAGAAAGGAAAUUCCGAAUGAGAGAGCAGGCUAGCCAAAAGCUGGGACGGGCGUAUCGCUUGGACGAAAUCGUCUGCAGCGUUGCGAUGAUGCAGGGCGCGUCGCCGCUGGAAGAUGUUGGCAGCCUUGUGUUGCAGCGCAGUCCCAAGGAUUCCGAUGCCAAAUAUGUCCACUUUUUCCAUGAAAAGAUUCCGUCGAGGAAAAUGGCCGAGUCUACGAGUCUGCAGCCUCUGACGGACAUCAUUGAGGACCGGCCUGGAGAACCAGAAGUGCUGCGAACCCGUGCAACCGUCAAGGUAUUCAAGGAGGAUUUCGACGGCGCCAUUUUUGAUCUGACACACGCCCUGUCUAUAUCACAAUUCAUUCGCAGGUCGCAUACUUCUAGCCAGGAGGAUACGCAAGUUGGAGAGACGCAACGCACCGCCAGGAGACGACCUCAUGAUAUCAUAUUGUCAGAGAAGGAUCAACCGAGCAGCCUUGAGGCGCAGCUAUAUUUCCAGAGAGCUUCGAUCUAUCUAACAAUGGCGUCCGACCAUGUUCUAGACAGCAUACCAACCCCGCCAUCUAGUCAGGUCAAUGAGCAACCUGUGGCAGUGGAAGCAGAUGAUGGAGAUGCGGGAGCAGAAGCCAGUGGUAAAAGAUCUCCCGAUCCAGACAAAGAGAGCACGAGAAAGCAGGCCGAGGCACGGAAAUUGGUCAAGACAUUUGCUAAGCGCGCUAUCAAGGACUUUCUCUCAUUCAUCUCAAACUACCAUUAUUCACCUAAUCUACCUGUCAAAGUAGCCAAGGAGUUCAACGACCGCAUCAACCUAGUCGCGCACGGCAUGCGCAGCUCAAGGGCCAUUGACUCGAGCAGCUGGACAGAGUCACACACUGUCUACCCCUUAUCUGACCUCUUUCGCUCUGUUCCUCCUACUGACCUCCCGCCGUAUCCAUCUCAGGCCGUGACCUCCGGCAAAGAGAUCCAACGACAUGCUUACAUGGUUGCUCGCCUUGUCAGGCUUGCCGACGGAUAUCCAAUCUUUCAAGCCAACAGGUCCCCUGCGCGAGCUGAUUGGGCUGAGGUCAUCCAUCGCACUGAAAACUGGCUUUGUCUCAGUUCCUCGUGGGACACGUUGUGCACACCUGCGCCGCUGCCCAUAUACGACGAUGAGCACUGCGGCCAUCAUACAUGUAUCCACAAUCACAAUCACGUCCACAAGGCUGUCUUGUCUGCUGGCAGGGCCGCCUCCGCUGCAGCAGCACUCAUCAAUGACAUCUCCUCUGACGCUGCCGGCGAAGAGGAACGGCGGCGACGAGAGCUCAUCCGCGAACAGGCCAUAUUGGAUGCCCUUGAUGAUGAACGCGUUACUGACGAAGCAUCGUUCCGCGCAGCCAUUGAGGCCCACGAGAAACGUGCUCAGCGAAAUGACACUGUCUCUUCAGGGAAGCCUUCUAACGGCACUGUCUCUUCAGGGAAGCCUUCUAUCGGCACUGUCUCUUCAGGGAAGCCUUCUAUCGGCACUGUCUCUUCAGGGAAGCCUUCUAUCGGCACUGUCUCUUUAGGGAAGCCUUCUAACGGCACCACCACGACGCCUAAACAAAGCCCGGGAACAAGCAUAAGCCCAAACGGUCCAAACGCGCCAUUUGCCAUGAAUGGUACAAACAAGACGAAACAUUUACACAUACACGGAGAGGAUGUCGGUGAUAUCGAUAUCAUGUCGCGCCGCUGGUCCGCUGACGACGGUAAGGACUAUCCCAUCAUGACGGAACGCGCCAGUGCGAUUGCGCGAUGGGUGCAGGAAGCUCCUGUUGUUACUGGCACGGCAAAACGCAAAAAGCGCACCAAGAGGACGGGGACUGGUGCCGAGGGUGCUAUUACCAAAGUCGAUGAGGCUGGGGAGGGUUUGGAGAAGCUUGAGAUUUAG
This is a messenger RNA of Trichoderma virens Gv29-8, 2220 nucleotides long. RefSeq lists its product as uncharacterized. The record is from RefSeq and is a predicted model, not a curated record. The annotation marks the transcript as partial. NCBI's taxonomy places the organism in Eukaryota, Fungi, Ascomycota, Sordariomycetes, Hypocreales, Hypocreaceae. The transcript has 2 exons.